Zea mays is the source of this 3110-nucleotide messenger RNA. Its product is annotated as protein ALP1-like. The record is from RefSeq and is a predicted model, not a curated record. Lineage: Eukaryota; Viridiplantae; Streptophyta; Magnoliopsida; Poales; Poaceae. The transcript is spliced from 3 exons. The coding region runs from base 1796 to 3010 and encodes 404 amino acids.
GUACCGAUUCGUUAUUCUCGUCGCUGGUUUUGAAGAAAUCAAAUUGAUCCCCAGGCGGCGACCCUAUCCUCCCCAGGCGGCGGCCGUAUCCUCCCCAGCGGCUCCCCAGGCGGUGGUCGUAUCCUCCCCAGCGGCUCCCCAGGCCUGCUCCCAGACGGCAGACGGUCCUCCCCAGCGGUUGCCCAACAGCUCCCCAGGCGAGUCUCCAGCGUCUAACCAGUCGGUGGCCGGGCCUCCCCAGCGGCUCCCAGGCGGUGCCCGAUUCCUCCCAGGCAGCAGCCAUCUACCUCCUCUCAGGUGGUGACCGUCUUCCUCCCCAGGAGCUGCUCGUCUCCCUCUCUCUAACAUCAACACUCGACGGCGGUCUGCAGGUGAUUUUUUCCAACGUGCUCCCACCCCACUUCAUUAAUAACUAUGUCAUUAGGCUCCCCAUGACCGCGAGGUUAGGUCCAUAGUGGUGGGGGCUUCCUACGAUCCGAUCCUAGUAGGAUAUGCCAAUCUAGUAGAGUUCCUAGCUUCUCCAUUAUUUAGAAUAAUAUGGCAAAACAUUGAUGGUUACUUAGAUUAUGUAGGAGAACUCAAGUAGAACUGCACACACACACCCCGCUGCCGGGCGCGCGGCACUGGAACCACAUCAUCUCGUUGUCGUCGUAUUACUUUAUUAUUUACAUAUAUGAUUGACAACUUACUUGUCCAUGAAUGUUUUUUAAUUCAAUGAAGAAUGGCUGAUAAGGCAGAUUGGUGUGAUGCAAAUGUUACAUAUCUCAUUAAUAUCUGCAAAAAAGAGAUAGAAGAUGACAAUAGGCCCAUGGGAGUUUUCACUAGGAUAGGUUGGAAAAAUUUGGUUACAAAGUAUGAAGAAAAAACAGGCCUAAAGCUAACAAAGAAACAAUUGAAGAACAAGUUGGACAACAUGAAAAAGGAGUAUAUAUGGUUCAUGGAGUUCAAGAAUGCGACCACUGGUCUUGGAUGGAAUGAGGCAAAGCAAACUGUUGACUGCUCCAAAGAUUGGUGGGAUGAACAUCUAGCAAGAUGUAACAAUCCAGAUAAAGGUAUCAAAUGCAACCAUGUUAGGUCCAGAAAACAAGGACCAAAACAUCUUGAUGAUCUACAUAUGUUGUUUGAUAAGAUACAUGUUAGCGGGACAAGUGCAUCAUGUCCUGGAGAUAUUUCAUCUGAUGACUCAAGUGAUGAUGUAGUAGAGAUGGAAAGAACUCCAGAAAAUGAUGAAGUCAAAGUGACUGUUUCGAAAAGAUCCAAACCAGUGAAAAGGAAACGCAAGGCCUCAUGUACUGAUGCUGAGGAGAAGGAAGAGAAGAGUCCAUUCUUUCGACUAUAUAAGAACACAUGUUUAAAGAUAGAAACAACAGCAGAGAAGAUAUCCACAAGUGUUGAAGCAUCAUCAACACAUCCAACAAGCCAAGUGCCUAGCAUUGCAGAGACUAGGAAGAUGGUGAAAGAUUGUGGGGUUAAAGAGAAAACAGCUCUAAUGCAUACAACCACAUUUUUUAUUGUCAAGCCUGAAUUUAGAGAGGUCUUCUGCAUGCUGGAAACAAAUGAAGGAAGGUUUGACUUACUUGAGAGGGAGCAUGCAAAGGAAAUGAUGAGGCACAUGUAGAAGAUUUGAAUUAUUUAUUUACAUUAUUGUGUUGUGAGAACUAUUUAUUUGCUUGCUAUGUAAGCACCAUUUGGAAUGAUGAUAUUGGAAAUGAUGAGCACAUUUUGUUUGUUGUCUACAUAUUCGUUUGCUAUUCAAAUUUUGUUAUAAAUAUUAAUAUAUUAAUAUCUUGUGUAGAUGGCUGACAACAUGGCAACUUUGGCCAAACAAGCAAACAAGGGUCUAUUGUAUCUUGCCGAACUGUCCCAGCAAGCAGCUGUUAUUGGUGAAAUGGGUGAGGAGUACAAUCAGAGAUACUUGCACAAAGGAGAGUACAGGGAAACCCCAGAAACUGGAAUACAAUGGGUUACGAAUUGCAUGGGUCGUCCAAGGUACUUUUAUAAGAUGUUUCGCAUGAGCACAAAUGUUUUCAUGGCACUACAUGACUUGCUCGUCUCUAGUUACGGCUUAACAUCAACUAAUAAUGUAUCGUCGAUGGAGUCACUAGCAAUGUUUUUGUGGAUCGUUGGAGGACCACAGUCAUUUUCACAAGCUGAAAAUCGUUUUACCCGAUCACUAUGGACAGUGCACACCAAAUUUCAUGAAGUACUAAAAUGUUUGCGCAAGUUAUCGAAAGAUAAUAUUAAACCAAGAGAUCCUACUUUCAAAACUGAGCAUGAUAGAAUCAAGGAGGAACGUUUCUGGCCCUAUUUCCAAGGAGCUAUCGGAGCUAUUGACGGUUCACAUGUUCCUAUCACAGUGCCAGCAGAUGAAGUGGUUAACUAUACAUGUCGACAUGGGUAUACAUCUCAAAAUGUGUUAGCUAUUUGUGAUUUUGACAUGAGAUUUAUCUUUGUCGUUGCUGGGUGGCCGGGUUCUGCACAUGACACACGGAUCUUGAAUCAUGCUUUAGCAAAUUUCCCUUCAUUUCCGGUGCCUCCAAAAGGUAAGUAUUAUCUCGUCGACUCUGGUUAUCCAAACCGACAAGGAUAUCUAGCCCCUUUCAAAGGAAGCACAUACCAUAUACUAGAAUUUCGACUUCGUAAUGGACGUCCUCCUCAAGGGAAAUAUGAGAUGUUCAAUUUCUUACAUUCAUCUCUUCGAAAUGUUAUUGAGAGGGCUUUUGGAGUCUUGAAGCAGAAGUGGCGUAUUUUGAAAGGCAUUCCAAGUUUUUCUACACGUACACAGAAACAUAUAAUUAUAGCUUGCAUGGCGUUGCAUAAUUUUAUUCGUGACAGCAAUUCAGAAGAUAGGUUGUUUGAUAGAUGUGAUGCCGAUGAGGAGUACUUGGUACAACAGAGUUUCACGUCACAAGCACAAGGAGAUGACAAUCCAGAGGGAGAGAAUGAGAAUACAAUGAAUACCAUUCGUAAUAAGAUAGCUGAUGCUUUGAGUAGUGCGAGAGGGAGAUAGUUAUGUUGAAGAAGGAUAGUUUGAAUCAUCAGUUUAUUUAUGUGAAAUAAAUGUUAAUGGUGAAUACAAAACUUAAAAAAACUAGUUUCUAUUUCUAAAA